Messenger RNA from Hyaloscypha bicolor E, 384 nucleotides. RefSeq lists its product as uncharacterized. NCBI's taxonomy places the organism in Eukaryota, Fungi, Ascomycota, Leotiomycetes, Helotiales, Hyaloscyphaceae. The coding region runs from base 90 to 284 and encodes 64 amino acids. The transcript has a single exon. The record is from RefSeq and is a predicted model, not a curated record.
AAAAUCACGAUAUAACGGCCGUCGUUUUGUUAAGGUUGGGGGACUAGAUUACUCGGAUGUCCUUCAAAAGCCUCAAGGGUUGAGUUGAGAUGACUGUUUGGACGGUCUCUGGUCUCAGAGGCUACCCCAUGAGAAGAAAUGCAAUAGUGUUGCACAUUUCCUGGCUCUUUUUGCCCGUGUUCCUUGCUCGUACUCGAGCUUGGUCUGUAUCCGAAGUAUGGCCGUUCCCAUAUGCUAUUGGCAGUUUUUCAGCGAUUUCUGCACGUGCCCAGUUCCCUGAUUAAGGUAUAAACCGUUCCUCAUGCGCAGCAUUCAACUCCUGACAAGGCCUUCGAGAGGGGAUCCCUACCCGUUCGUACCUUCCACUUCUUACAACGGGUGUUC